AUGGCUGCUAAUAAUGAGGGUGCAAAGCCACUUAUCGUCUUCGCCUGUCCGACAGCAUACGGACAUACAAUGCCGCUUCUCCCACACGCUACCCACCUGGUCAAACAAGGAUACAAUGUAUCUUUCGUGGGCGGCGCCGACUUUGAGGCUGUCAUCAGGAAAACUGGUGCAGCCUUCUACCCGACAGAGAAUCCCUACACGCCCGAAGCUUUCCAGCAAUUCUUCAAGAUCCCUGAUGAACAGGAGGCCUUUUUCUGGAGCAUCAAGGCGUUUUUCAUUGACACUACCCCGGAGCGAAUGAGGGCAUUGACGGCGGUGCUGGAGGAGCUCCGGGAGAAGCAUCCAGGCCAGGGCGUGGUUAUUGUCCAGGAGAUAGGAUUCAUGGGCACCUUGCCGUACGCAUGUGGUGCACCACCCCCAAAGGGAUACGACCGCUUUCCACCAGUCAUUGGCUUCGGAACCGCGCCAUUGGUUGUCUCAAGCAUUGAUACUGCGCCAUUUGGACUCGGCAUCCGGCCGGAUUCAAGCGAAGCGGGUCGUGCUCGUAACGCUGCCAUGUAUGAGGCUAUGAAGGCCAAGCAGGAGGAGCUGAGCGAGUAUGCCACCUCUGUGUACGCAAAGCUUGGUGCUACCGACAAAGUGACAGAGCCACUCUUCGACCACUGGACCACAAGCUACGAUAUCUUUGUGCAGCCAUGCAGCCCAAGCCUGGAGUACCCGCGCAGCGACCUAUCGCCUAAGAUAAACUUCAUUGGCGGCACUCCACCCAAGGAGAUCGACCCGUCAAUGCCACUGCCUCUAUGGUGGGACGAGCUCAAGACAAACAGGCAGGCUGCAAGCCCGAAAAAAGUUGUCUUCAUAACCCAGGGCACUAUUGCGGUGGACUACAACGCGCUAUUGAUCCCUACUCUCAAAGCGCUUGCAGACAGGGAUGACCUCAUUGUCAUUGGUGUCCUAGGCGUGAAAGGCGCCAAACUGGACGGAUUCAAGAUACCCAGCAAUGCAAAGGUUGUUGACUAUCUGAUGUACGAGGCGGUGCUACAGUACGCCGACGUGUUCGUCACCAACGCAGGAUACGGUGGCUUCAUCUCUGGCGUCAUGCAUGGUGUUCCCAUGGUGUGGGCUGGAAGAGGCCAGGACAAAGCCGAGGUGUCGAUGCGCGGCGAAAUUGCUGGAAUUGGCGUCAAUCUGGAGACUGACCGGCCCAGUACUGAGGCCAUUCGGGAUGGUGUGGACAAGGUGUUGACGGACAACAGUUUCAAGACUCGCUGCUUAGAGGUUCAGCGCGAGAACCAGAAGCUCGACUGUAUAGGCCAACUAGAAAGGAUCAUCAAGGAAUUAAGCGCUGAGACGUGA
Talaromyces atroroseus is the source of this 1356-nucleotide messenger RNA. RefSeq lists its product as hypothetical. Gene Ontology annotation, molecular function: UDP-glycosyltransferase activity. The transcript has 2 exons. The coding region runs from base 1 to 1356 and encodes 451 amino acids. The record is from RefSeq and is a predicted model, not a curated record. NCBI's taxonomy places the organism in Eukaryota, Fungi, Ascomycota, Eurotiomycetes, Eurotiales, Trichocomaceae.